AGCGCUGUGUUUCAGUUUCCAUUUCGCGGAAGUAGAUGCUGUGUGUAUGUCCAAUGAGCUUCCGUACAAGCGAACGUGUGUGAACUGCACGCGAACUAACUACGAAGAGAGGGCAUAGUGUGUUUGAAGCUGAAGCUGAAGGCUGGGACAGAUGCAUAACAUGCAGUUCAAUCGCCGUGGGUAUUUGUAAAAAGUCUGGGACGACUGCAAACUGCAUGGCACAUGUGGCUUAGCUAGCUAGUGAACGUGAGCUCCUAUACAUUGAGGUUAAGAAGGUGUUUCUCUCUCCAGCCUUCAUGGAAGGAGGAAAAGUACGCAGAAGGAUUCGUAUUUACGACUGCCGCUCCAAAAAUGGGGAGAAAGUUAACCAGGAAAUGCUGGAAACGAGUGGUUUGGACUUCAAAGGCUUUAUUAAACUUCUGCACCGGACAUUUGGGAUCCGUUCAAAUGAAACAUUUGUGUUGGCCACAACAGACAGAGCAGUCCUGGAUUCUAAAAUAUUUGACGAGCUUCAAGAUGACAGCACCCUCCACUUGUUGAAACAGAAACACCAAGCUCUGGCUGCGGCGACAGAAGAGAACAUCAACUUUACUCCUCACUAUGAUACGCUGAUACAGAGUGGCACCUAUGAGUACUGGGCUAGCAGGGGACAGAACCCAUUGCCAUACUCACUUGCUGAGCUGAUCGACAACGCUCUUUCAGCCACAGCUAAAAACCAAGGAGUGAGGAAGAUAGAAAUACGCAUGAUGUUUGAUGACACUCUCGGGAAACCUGCAGUGAUUGUUUUAGAUAACGGGUGCGGGAUGACCUCUAAACAACUCAAAAACUGGGCUGUGUACAGACUCUCUAAGUUUACCAGGGAUGUCGGCUCCUAUGGAAGUGAGGAUGAAGGAUAUGUUCGGCCUGAUCCUGUCCCUCGCAGUCUCAACAGCGAUAUAUCCUUCUUUGGAGUUGGAGGAAAACAGGCUGUUUUCCACAUUGGAGACUCAGUCAGGAUGAUCAGUAAACCAUAUGGCUCCCCGGAUGUUCAUGAGAUGGUUAUUUCCAAACAAGACUUUGAGAAAAAGGUGAAGAACAAAGAGGAUGUUUACAGUGGGAUCAUUCGAAACAGGAAGCCCGGCGACCUUUCACAUGUGAAAACAAAUGAUGAGCGCUUCCUUCAUAACCUCAUCCUAGAGGAAUCCGGCAAGGAAAAGUUCACGGCUGUGGUCAUUACAGGAGUCUUUCCUGAUCACAUCGCUUUUCUAAAACAGGAUAUCAAAGUGUGGACGAGACAGCUGGCUGAAGUAUACCACUACUACAUUCAUGGAGUCAAUGGAAAGGAAAUGAGAGACAGCUCCGCAGACUCGGAUUGUCACCCUGAAAUAAAAAUCAUGAUCAGUUUACGUGACAAGCCUCCCGUUGUGAUGGAUCUUAGAGAGGUGGAAAACGACAUUCAGACUAUGUACAUAAAAUCAGCUGUGGACACGUUUGAGUUUAAGGCCACCACUGCACAAGAUGGCGGCACAGUGGAUGGACUCAUUCGGUAUCAUCCCUUCCUGUAUGACAGGGAGACUUACCCUGAGGACCCUAAUGCUGUGCAAGCCCCUGAUGAUGAAGAUGAUGGUGAUAAUGAGCCUGGAGUCCUGCAUCAGGAAAGAAGGAAAAGGCCGAUAUUUGACUGUUUCUGGAACGGACGGCUCAUACCUUACACCACAGUGUCUGAGUUUGACUGGUGUGCUCAGAGUAAAGGAGUAAAGGAGCUUGCAGAGUGUUACAGUCGGAUUUCAGGGGUGCUCUUCACUGACGACAGAUUCCCAGUCAGCACCAACAAGCUCACCUUCAUGGAACUGGAGCUGAAACUGAAGCACAGGGACACUUUCUUCACACGCAUUGUUAAGGGACAGAAACAAAGAGGUAACAUUCAGAAGGACUUCAUGCAGUGGCUAAAGAACUGUCACGAGAAGUGGGACAAGCAAGUGAAGUUCCUUAACUUCAAGAAGACCAUCACACGAAGUGAAUUGCCUGUUAAGAGAAUGCAGUAUCCCUGGGCGACAUUCACCUCCAUCGAAUGGGACGGCAAAAUAUACUCAAAAGGCCAACUUGUGAAGUCUCAGAAAACGCAGCCCAUUCUCUAUGGCAGCGUGGUGCGUUUCUUGCUGUAUGGACAACAUGAAGAAGAUGUCUUUGCCACAGGGGGAGAGGUGGAAAUUUGUAUGGAACCCAAAGCAUUUCACGACAAGAUCAAGACCAUACCCAUUUCCAAGAUUGACAAGAACGCCACUUCCGAAGCCAUCCAGAGAAACAUUGACAAUGACCUAGCCAAGCUUCCAGAGUGUCUGAACGUGAGCUGGCCUGAAGGAGACCCCUGGCUAGAGGGUGGCGCUCGUCCAGCUGGGACUCCAUUAGGGCCACUCAGCAUCAACAUAAUGAACAAGAAAGGAGAGUCUAUAUCCCAGAUGCCAGCAGUUGGCCAGGGAGCCGGGAAAAGACUCAUUAUUGAUCUCAAAGUCUUUCAGCAUGGUAAUAAGCCUGGUCAAAAAAAAGAAGUCUUAAGUCAUGCUACCCCUACUUCAGCAAAGUUUUUCUGGUUCAAAAAGAUUGAGAUGCUGACCGGCCUGGGGGAGUAUACUCUGAUACUGAGGACUCUUAUCAACGAGAACAAGGCCGACAGCUUUGGGGGCACAGAGCUCCCGAGCUACAAACUCAACUUCACCAUCAAAGAGGGAAAGGCUGAGAGUUUUGUUAUUGGUACAAUGAGCUCCAGUCUUCGCGUGGGAAUGCCCUUCGACAUUCCUCUGCAGAUAAAGGACGGUUACGACCACCCCACAGUGCCUCCUCCAGAUCUCAAACCUAUACUCAAAUGCAGUAGCCUGACUUCACUCAAUUUCGACAAAACGGAAAGCAGUGGGACGACGUUAUACAUCAGACGUGUCAAAGCAAGUGGAAAAGUCUUGAACUACCUACAACCAAAGACAUAUGAUCUGAGAGUGACCCUGCCGGGCUUGACGCAAAACACAGAGACUAUCAAGUUCAGUCUUCUUCCUGGUACUGCACACUCCAUCCACGUGACACCAGAAGACAAACCAAUCAAAGUAGAUAAUGGAAAACCUAUCUUGUUUAAUGUUGAGAUCCACGAUGAGGCAGGAAACAUCACAGCUAACUCCAAACAGAUCGUUCGAUGCGAGGUUCAGGGGUUUCCGGGAGUGGCUACUGACUGCAGCAACUCAGGAGCCGGACAGCUCAUGAUAAAGCCCGUAAACUUGAAAAUAAUUAAGGGACAACCAGAAAAGCUCCAUGUUCAAUUUGAGAUGCCUAGUCAGAAGAAAAUCAAGCCGGUGAUGAGGGAGCUGGAGGUGGUGCCGAGCAAAAGAGUCAGCCGCAUGGAGAUCUGCAGCAAGGACGAUGAGAACUUGGUACUCACGGACAACGAAAAGAUACUCUGGCUGGCUGGAGGCCUGAUGGAAAACCUCUUCUACAAACUGUACGAUGAGGCUGGUAGAGACAUUCCCCUCACGGCUGAAAUAGCCUCCAAGAUAAAGGUUAACUGGACAGGCGAUGUAAAUCUGAGAGAUUUGGUCCAGGGGAAGCUGCCGGACCUAAAGGUGCCCCAUCAGGUGCAGGAGGAGCGCUUCUUCCAGGUGUCCUACCAAGACCAGAAUGUGUCAGUCUCCUUCCACAUCAAACCACAGCCUGAUGAACCAAACCGGCUGAAAGCAACUCUACUGAAAAGCACAGUGAAGCUCGGGGAAGUCAUACCAGGAAACAUCAGCUUGGAGCUUGUGGACCAGUAUGAUAAUGUAACAAAGACGCUUUCCUCCGACUCUAAGAACCACAUGGCAGUGAAAGCUGAGGGUCUGGACGAAUCGGCCAUCACCUUCAAAUGGCAGGAGAGCAGCAGUUCUGUUCUGGUGAUGGGGGUGCAGUUCAGGUCGGGGACUGUUGGCCCCAGAGAGAUCUGCUUCACCUACGAGAAAUAUGAGGAGCGCGUCAUAGUAAAAGUGACCGCUGGAGUCCCUGCACAGCUUAAACUAGUCAGUGGGCCAGUGCAGCCUCUGCAGGUGUUGAAUGACCAAGGCAUCGACACACCGUUUGUUGUCCAGCUGUGUGACGAGUGGGGGAACCCCUGCUCGGACCAGAGGGUGGUGGUUCAAUUGAAGUCGUCACCACAGGCACUGAAGGUGAAGUCAUCUGUUGUUUCACAACCUGUGAACAUGGAAGGGAAAGCCUCUUUCACUGUUACCAGUUUGAGCGGACCAAAGGGGUACUAUCAGCUGGAUUUUAAAGGGUCCCUCGACCGCAAACCCAUCCCCGGUCCCUCAGUGAAUAUCACCAUCACUCCUGAUCCCAACAAACCUGUGAGCCUGUCCGUGGUGUACGACAACAAUGCAACGUUUCCUGCAGGAGGCGUCUUCCCAGUCUUCUCUGUGACGGUGGUGUCUGAUGAAGGAAGCCCCAUUACCACCAAUCCUGCUGCUGCGUCCAUGCUGCUGUGGAAGGGAGUGCAAUCAGGAAGAAUUCCACCAAAGACGGCCACUGAGCUGAAAUGCAGUAAACCCAUGGAGAACCAGAAGAGCGACCGUUUUUACUUUAGAGAUAAAGAGAUCCCAGAACAAGUUGGAAAACACACGGUCCAGUUUUCUCUACGACUGGAAGGAGCUACAUUCCUUUUCAGUGAACAGAUCACUAUAAAUGUGGUGGCCAAUCAACCUGUCAAACUGGGACCCGCCUCUCAGCCACCCACCCCAGUUGUUUCCUACAGUAAGGUGUUAGCCCACCGAACCUUGGUGGAGAAUAUGACUCUGAGGAUAAUGGAUUCUUCUGGAAACCCAACGGGGGAAGACCUUAACGGGAAUGUGGUCAUUUCUAUAAAGAACUGCAGCGGAGACGGCAACAAAACCAUCCCUCUGUUUGAAGGCAAAACCACAUUUUUGGAAAUUAGCUUGGAAGAAGGAAAGGCACAUAUCGACAGGCUGGCUCUCAUGGAGAACAGCCCCGGGGAGAAUGGAAGUGCAUACACCCUCCUCUUCACACCUGAAGGGCCGAUGGUUCCCCCCACCCUGGCCCCCUUUGAGCUGCCCUUCCACUUCUACAAUGAUGCAGACAACCAACGGAAAAUGUCUGAGCUGUCCAAGAAGAAAGAUGAUCUCACCACUGCUGUUCAUGCAGAUAAAGAGUUAUUUAACACUUAUGGACAACUCCUUAGUGUGCUGACCUCUCAUCACAUCGCUGCAAGUCACAAAGAGACUUCGAUUAGAAAGGAUCUUCACAGGAGGAACAUGGAAACAGCACAAACCAUUCCACAUUUUGACAGACUCAUAACUGAGAAGCGUGCUGAAAUUGAAAAGAUAAUGAAAACACGCAGAAGAGUUUGCUCCCUCCAGGAUCACUACAAGGGGCAGCAGGAUGUUUUGGGAAUGGUCGGCCACCUGGCCUUCGUGGAGGACGAUCAUGCUGCGUGGGUUAUCUCCUGGCACAUCCAGGGGGACAUGGACUGUGUCAUCACCAAAACCACUGAAGCAGCGAAGAGGAUCUAUGACGACACCAGGGGCCGGCAGCAGGUCAUGGCCCUCGACAGUGUUUUUGUGCACCCUGGCAACAGACCGUUGCCGCACAUGGGGAGUGGCUGCAUGCUCUUUGAUCCCCCUGGGAACCCGGUCUACGCCAGAGACCUGCUGCUGUACACCGAAGACCGGGACCGUGACAUGGCUUUUAAAAACAUCCUCGGAGAGACAAUUCUGAUUGAUGACCUGGACUCUGCUAACAACUACAGAAAGGCGGUGGUGCAGAAAAAGAAGCCAUGUCCCACCAUCCUGACCAGGCAGGGGGACAGGGUCAGCUCCAGGGGCAAGUUUGGAGGAAGAAAUAACAAAGCCCAACCAAUCGACACAUUAAAAGUGUUUGGAGCCCCCUUCCCACAGCAUUACUUUUUACUUAAGGACCACAUAGACCUGCUCACUCAACAACGCUCAGCUCUGGAGAAGGUGGAUCAGGCAGCGAAGGCUCGUGACCAUCACUUAAAUAACAUGAAGUCUCCUGAAAUGCUGAGAAAGGUGCAAGAAAUGGAGGAGAGAAAGAAGCAGCUGGAAGAGAUUGAGAGACAGCUCGUGUCGACCCCAGGCAGACCAUUGAAACGGGCUCUUGAUAGCGCUGGAGAGCCAUCCGGCAUCAAUCCCAAGAGAUCGAGCAGAGAUCCACGCCUGAGGUCCACAACCUGAUAUUUUGAAAGCAAGCCUCUUUGGCUUAAUGUUGUAUUCUUGUGAAGUUGUUUUUAUGUUCCCUUUGUACAGAUUUGUUCUUUUUGUACACUGUUUUAUUUAGACUUAUGAUGGCAUGUCAAGCCAUGACGUUUCGCUCAAAGAACGUUUAUAUUCUUUCUAUUAAAAAAAAAGAAAGUAA
Molecule: messenger RNA, 6378 nt
Organism: Gymnodraco acuticeps
Lineage: Eukaryota; Metazoa; Chordata; Actinopteri; Perciformes; Bathydraconidae
Gene: smchd1
Product: structural maintenance of chromosomes flexible hinge domain containing 1
Exons: 47
Coding region: 297-6197 (1966 amino acids)
Biological process (GO): double-strand break repair; chromosome organization
Cellular component (GO): chromosome
Molecular function (GO): ATP binding; protein binding
Source: RefSeq, a predicted model, not a curated record